Helobdella robusta is the source of this 651-nucleotide messenger RNA. RefSeq lists its product as hypothetical. The transcript has 7 exons. Gene Ontology annotation, molecular function: G protein-coupled receptor activity. Bases 1 to 651 code for a protein of 216 amino acids. Lineage: Eukaryota; Metazoa; Annelida; Clitellata; Rhynchobdellida; Glossiphoniidae. The record is from RefSeq and is a predicted model, not a curated record. Gene Ontology annotation, cellular component: membrane.
AUGACUUGGGACGGAAUGAGUUGUUGGAAUGAAACUCAGGCGGGUGUCACAGCCGAUCAGCAGUGUCCGGAUCACAAGAGUCCAGUUAGGGAUGCACUUCCACUGAUUUGCUUGGCAUGGCAUGAUGAACGAACUGUUUCCAUAUAUUAUGAUAAUGAGACGAUGAUAACACAGAUGAAGAAGAUGGGGAGGAGAGGGGGUGAUGAAAAUGAUGACGACGACCUUGACCUUGACAAUGACGACAAUGAUGAUGAUCGUGGUGGGGUCCAUGCAAGCAGGCAGGCAGGCAAUAUUGAGCUGGUGCUAUCAGUUCAACAUUUUUAUCGUUUGAUUGUGAGGAUUUUGAAAUGGGUGAUUGAUCGCAUGAAGGUAAUUAGGUCAGAGAAGACGUGCCAGGCUGAUGGCGUAUGGUUCGACAACAUGGGCAAUGAGUGGACUGAUUAUAGAGCUUGCUAUGAACAUGAAGAGAACAACUCGUACAAAAUCGUCGUAGCGAUCAACAGCUUGGAUAUCAUCUUCCUUACACUAGCCAUCAUCUUGUUCGCCCACUUCAAGUUUGGUGCCGAAUACUCUGCUUCUUCAGAUAUUAUUUCCAAGGCCAAUCAAUUAAGAGUCACAUCAAUUUGCGAGAACGGAAUGCGUGCGGAUUAA